AUGCUUGGACUUUAUAUUCUCUUAUCAUCGUUGUUGAUCUCUGCUGCUUUCUGCUCGAUUGACCAGCCCAUGUUACCAGGGAACGGCGACGUUACAGAUGCUCAAGAAGGUUUCCCUGGACACGUUGCACUUAGACCAGAUUAUACGUUUUGGAAUGUGAUGCGAAUGCUCCGAAGAAUAUUCGACUCGAACUUGGAACGACGGAAAGGGGAACAAGUGCCAUUCCCUAUUCGAGAUCUACGAGCAAGGCGAAUGCUGUUGAAUUUUUCCAACUCCUACUGAUCUCUUUUCUGUGAUAGGAUGCCAGAUAACACGGCAGAAUAAAUCUUUUUUAAGA
Molecule: messenger RNA, 337 nt
Organism: Cylicocyclus nassatus
Lineage: Eukaryota; Metazoa; Nematoda; Chromadorea; Rhabditida; Strongylidae
Source: the annotation of a GenBank genome assembly